Molecule: messenger RNA, 1337 nt
Organism: Sphaerulina musiva SO2202
Lineage: Eukaryota; Fungi; Ascomycota; Dothideomycetes; Mycosphaerellales; Mycosphaerellaceae
Exons: 2
Coding region: 1-1182 (393 amino acids)
Source: RefSeq, a predicted model, not a curated record
AUGCCCGCUUUCUCUCUUACCACGCCGCUAAAGGUAGCCAACACUGAGAGCGUGCCUGCGACGCCAGCUUCACGAUCGCUUCUUCCUUCCAAGUCAAAAGCUCAGGACUCGACGGCACCAAUAUCUCGGACACGAGCGAACACUCAUACAGUCAAGCCAAAAGCCCCUCCUCCAAGUGACAGAUCACAGACGCGGUCGCCCUCGACCUCUGAAUCGGAUUCAGAGUCGGAGACCACUCCAGUUCCUACCGCCAGAUCGAAGCGCAAGUCAGCUCUGUCUUUGGCGUUAAAGUCGCCUUUGCCGUUAACGUCGCCACCACCACUAGCACCACACUCGCACUCCCAGCGGGAGAGGAUCGUCUCUCGCCAAAACAAGAGUGCUCGUAGUUCUGCUGUAUUUCCGCCACCUUCUACAACAACAGAGGAACGCUCUCCUUCUGCUUCUGCCGCUGCCUUUAGCUCCAACGUCGACGCAAAAGCGACACUGGAGAUCCUGAGCGACAUCAUCACGUCUGAAGUAACAUACUGGGCUCACUACAUUGCCACAGUGUCGCAGCAACGUCUGAGCAGCAACGGUCAUGUCGAGGUCUCCGUGGCAACUUCUCCUCACAGCGCUGUUGGCAGUAGCGGUGAUGGUACCGAUGCUGCGGAAACGGGAAAUGACGAGGAACAGCAGGAGCACAAGCAGAAGCAGACGCAGAAGUCGACGGCGUUGAUUUAUGUCCUGGAGACCCUACCAUUGCGGUUUCAAGCCCUGGCUUCGGCGUAUGGCGCUUUCAAUGGUGCUUCUAUUACUGGCAACGAUGACAUGAUGGUACUGGGUGAUGACUUACAACGACUGCUGACCCUCUCGCAAGGUACCAUGGUCGACGGGGAACAGGAAGAACAUUCCCAAUUCGAAGGAUGGUAUGAUCCAAAGUUCUUUCAAAACAGGAAGAUCAAGGCUAUGGAUGAUGAAGUCAGACGUCUCGAAGCCUCGCGAAUGGAGGAACUUGAAGCUCUACUGCUCAUGGCCGAGGAGUUGAAGCUCGCUGUGGAGGAUGGAAGCCUGGUGGGGAACCAUCCGGCGUUGAGGAGCUUGGUCGAGGCUAUGGAUGAAGUUGGGAUGAGUGCGGCUGAUACAAGUGCCUCGACACCGUCGUCUUCGAUGAGUGGCAUAUCCGGUGUGGGGAGGACGCAUUGAUCGCAGAGUGAGAUCAUAGCCGGAGCAGACAAGAUCAGUAGGCAGCUCAGACUGGUCUACCUCAUCAUGUUGUAGCCAGAGACGAUGACACGAUAUGGUGGAUGUCUUGCCACUUACUUGGUGUGAACAAGAAGAUCAUGGCCAGGGCAACCCCG